Molecule: messenger RNA, 3454 nt
Organism: Syngnathus typhle (broad-nosed pipefish)
Lineage: Eukaryota; Metazoa; Chordata; Actinopteri; Syngnathiformes; Syngnathidae
Product: disintegrin and metalloproteinase domain-containing protein 11-like
Exons: 26
Coding region: 310-2580 (756 amino acids)
Biological process (GO): proteolysis
Molecular function (GO): metalloendopeptidase activity
Source: RefSeq, a predicted model, not a curated record
UCUCUACUGCCUCCAAGUGGCAGAAAUACUAAGCUGUACCAGCUGGUCCCGCAAGGAACUCCAAGUAACUUCCUUUUCGCUCAUCAAAACGAUAACAGACACGUAUGGAAGAGGAUGAAAUAACCAUUUAGUUUUUCUUCUGAGUGUCAGCGCGUGGGUUGAGAGCGCUCAAACGGUGUCCACGGGAACCGCGUUGUUUCGGGCUGGCAACCGUCCACCACCGUGCUGCGCUCCUGUUGCCCGCCUCCUGCUUGCUCACUUGACGGCGCCUGCACCGAGGAGGACACCAGCGGGGACUAUGUGAGCAUCAUGCGUCCUGUCAGAUGGCUGCUGUUCGCCGCAGUGUAUGCGCGGUGCUCCGUGUCGGGUGUGAGGGAGGGCUGGCAGCCCCCCACUGAAGUUCUCGUGCAGCCCAAAAGGCUCCUGCAGCAGAUCCACUCCCAGGACGAGCUGCUCCACAGCCACCUCGACACCCGCGUCCAAAACUCCUCGACGAGGGCGCUGCCCGUGCAUCUGGCCCAGAGUAGCUUCCUGGUGGAGGCCUUUGGCAGCUCGUUUAUCCUCGACUUGGAACUCAACCAUCACCUCCUGUCGACGGACUAUGUGGAGAGAGACUUUGAAGAGGACGGGCAACCGUCGCAGAUGAAGGGAGGCGAACACUGUUACUACCACGGGCGUUUGCGAGGGCUGCCCCGAUCUUGGGUGGCUGUGUCCACCUGCCGCGGCCUGUGGGGGAUGUUCUCCGACGGGAACGUCUCCUACGGGAUCGAACCGGCGGGCGGUGGCGAGGCGGACCAUGUCGUGUAUCACAUGCCUCGCAUCGACCUCCUCCCGUUUCCACCUCCAGACGGGAAGAGGCGGGAUGGAGACGACUGGUCUGCCCUGGAGGCGAGGAAGAGGCUUGCCAACAGCUUGAGACGAUCAAAACGACAAGUGCGCCGGGGUCAACGCACAGUGCAGACCGAGACCAAAUACAUCGAACUGAUGGUCGUAAAUGACCAUGAACUGUUCGUCCAACAGCGUCGCUCGACCUUUAAGACAAAGAACUUUGCCAAAGCGGUGGUGAACAUGGCGGAUGCGAUCUAUAAGGAUCAGCUCAACACGCGCAUCGUCCUGGUCGCCAUGGAAACGUGGUCGUCGGAAAACCGCAUCGCGGUGGGCGACGACGCCCUGCUGACCCUGCGCGACUUCAUGAAGUACCGCAAGGCCAGCAUUCGCGAGCGUUGCGACGCCGUGCACCUCCUCUCCGGGAGGACGUUCAUGAGCAGCCGCAGCGAGGCCGCCUACAUCGGCGGAAUCUGCUCGCUCAACAGAGGUGGUGGCAUCAAUGAGUAUGGCGCCAUGGGCCCGGUGGCCAUCACGCUGUGCCAAAGCCUGGGCCAGAACAUCGGAAUGCUGAGGAAUAAGGACAGACCUGCUGCAGGAGACUGCAGGUGUCCAGACCCGUGGCUGGGAUGCAUCAUGGAGGACACUGGCUACUACCUCCCCAGGAAGUUCUCUCGCUGCAGCGUGGACGAGUAUCUCCGCUUUCUACAGCAAGGCGGCGGCAGCUGCUUGUUCAACAAGCCCAGCAAGCUGCUGGACCCGCCCGAGUGCGGCAACGGAUACGUGGAGCUGGGUGAGGAGUGCGACUGUGGCACACUCGUGGAGUGCACCCGCAACGGGGCAAACUGCUGCAAGAAGUGCACACUGACCCACAAUGCCAUGUGCAGCAACGGCCUCUGCUGCAAGGACUGCAAGUACGAACUGAGAGGCGUGACGUGUCGCGAGGCCGUCAACGACUGUGACAUCCCAGAAACGUGCGUAGGGGACUCCGGCCAGUGCCCUCACAAUGUCCAUAAACUGGACGGCUACACGUGCGAGGCCAGCCGGGGCCGCUGCUACGGAGGCCGCUGUAAGACCAGAGACAGCCAGUGCAGGAGCCUGUGGGGCUACAGCGCCGCUGACAGAUUUUGCUACGAAAAACUCAAUUCGGAGGGCACGGAGAAAGGGAACUGCGGUCCUGAGCCCGGCGGCCGGGGAUGGCUGAAUUGUAACAAACAGGACGUUCUAUGCGGUCUGCUGCUGUGCACCAACGUGAGCCAAAAGCCCAGCUUUGGCGAGCUGCAGGGCAAACUCACCGGUUUGACUAUCUAUCAUCACAACAGAUACUUUGACUGCAGGGGCGGUCACGCUGUGCUGGACGACGGCUUGGACUUGGGCUACGUGGAAGACGGGACACCGUGCGGGCCCGACAUGAUGUGCCUGGAACGCCGCUGCCUCCCGGUCACCAACUUCAAUCUCAGCAUGUGUCCCGGCUCGUCCGUGGCGCGCAUCUGCUCCCAUCACGGCACGUGCAGCAACGAGCUGAAGUGUAUCUGCGAUCGCGACUACACCGGCAAAGACUGCAGCGUGUUUGACCCCAUUCCCAUUCCCACGCCAGCCGAGGGCCUGGGGCAACAUAAAGGUCCGAGCGGUACCAACAUCAUCAUUGGCUCGGUGGCCGGUGCCAUCCUGGUGGCUGCCAUCGUCCUGGGAGGCACUGGAUGGGGAUUCAAAAACAUCCGGAGAGGAAGGUACGACCAGGCCUUUGAGUCCUGAACUUCAGAAUACAUACAUAUAAAAUUAUGUGCACACUCAUUAUCGUGGGUGAUUUUUUUUCUCAGUGAGCAUUUGUGGGUUAAAUAUUUGGGGGCUUUUUUUUUUCUUUUAUAUAACACAUCAGUUUGCUCACCUGAUGGACUUGACUGGGCUGCAAUUCUUGUAACAUUGACAACAUUCCAUAGCAAUGAAUCACAAUCUUAGCCGUCGUAUUUAUUUACAGAUUUCUUACAGAUAACUGCUUCUCCAUCCUUCUCUUUUCUUUUUCCAUCUCCUUCUGCUCUCUCUACCAACUCAGAUCUUCUGGAGUUUGAUCCACAUCCCAAACAAAAAUGUCUUUCCCUCGCUGCUUGCGGGACAUUUUGAGGCACCACCUCGCCUAUUGAGGGGCUCCAGGAGCCCUCAUGUCCCGCCAUCUCUCCCUCUUCUUUUCUUCUUUCAAGUGAUGUCACUGAGCUCGGCAUGACCGACAUGCUGCUGUUGAUGCUCCACCCUAUGCGCAUUUAACGGCAAUAGUAGCAAAAUAAAUUGCCUCAUUAGCCUCUCCUGUUCGCAUAUGUAAUACGCAUUCAGCUGUGUUUGACCUUUUUGUUCCUCUGAUAUUUUCUUUAUAUCCCCACUGUCCACUUCAAUAGAUAAAGUAGGUGCUCUUCCUCAUGAAGGGUCCAGCCCGUUUCAAAAUGGCCCAAUUGCAGGCUGCAUUGAUUUGAAUGAAAGAGUUGCAGCUAUUCACAGCCCAAAAGCAUGUUCUUGAUCAACAUGAUCUGCAUUGUCUUUAUUCAGCUGAAACUGCUAGUUUUUAAGGUUUUGUAUCCAAUAACAGGAUUCCGGCGGGUUUUGUUCCUCGUGCUGUAGGCUAUUCUGUUUUCGUCGU